This is a messenger RNA of Emericellopsis cladophorae, 1077 nucleotides long. RefSeq lists its product as uncharacterized. Bases 1 to 1077 code for a protein of 358 amino acids. NCBI's taxonomy places the organism in Eukaryota, Fungi, Ascomycota, Sordariomycetes, Hypocreales, Bionectriaceae. The transcript has 2 exons. The record is from RefSeq and is a predicted model, not a curated record.
AUGAGCGCGUCGAGCCUCUUCAACGUGGCCAAUAGCUCGCCCAACGCACCGCUCAUCAUCCAUCUCCCCCCCUUUCCCACACAACAACCCACCAAGACUCAAGACCUACCAAGCGUCAUCCGCGACUGGCCUGUUGCAAGCAUCAACUACCGCUGGCACCAGACCACGCCACAACUCGCACCUGCGGACAACCCUCACCUGCCCAUACAAUGGCCAUGCCCCGUGCACGACGUUGGCUUCGCCUACACCUGGCUCAUCAACAACCUGCGACUGCCGGACCACACCCGCCGUGACAUUUACGUCUACGGAUCGUACGUGGGUGGCAGCCUCGCCACAUCUCUGGCCCUGACGCAGACCACACCACACGUGAGGGUCGGUGUUAGAGGCAUCGCUUGUUUCAAUGGCAUCUACAAUUGGACAAUGUUCCUCCCAGACCAUCCUGUCCACAAGAAAAAGACCAGAAAGUCGACGUCGAUGACAGAGGCACUCAAGCCGCCGCCGCUCGUCGAAGGCGCACAUAUGGAGGAACUGCUUCAGUCUAUACCAGAUCUCUUUCACAAACCUGCAGAUCUUUUCGACGCUUUUGCCAGCCCCAGCCUCUUGUUUCACAACGCUGGACUACAUAUUCCCUCCUCAUUCGACCAACACAAUCUAACCAUGGUGGAUAAAAUGAUGAAGCUUUCCCUCAAUAAGGACGAGAACUCGGUCUCGCCAGAUGAGAUGGUGAUGAAGCCUGCUCGCAAGUCUCAUCUUGUCUUCCCACCACGCGAUUCUACCAUCAAGAUCCCCCAAACCCUCCUGAUGCACACUAGUCCCAUUGUCACGGACGUCAAGAAGAAAUGUCGGAAAAAGCAUACCUUUGAGGUGCAGGCUGAAGAGCUCGCAGAUCUCAUGCGCCGUAGCAUUGAGAAGAUAGAGUUUAAGGAACGACAAAAAUGGGACGAUGAUACGGAUAGCUGGGAAGAGGCAGCGAGGCAGCGUGUUCGAUUACAGAACGUUGGUGACGAGAUAGACAGCAUCGUAUUGCCGCUCAAUGGCGAAGAGGCACUCAUAGAGUGGUUAAAGGAUAUAGUGUAG